This is a messenger RNA of Rhinichthys klamathensis goyatoka, 1538 nucleotides long. RefSeq names its product transmembrane protein 41aa (gene tmem41aa). Bases 16 to 861 code for a protein of 281 amino acids. The transcript has 6 exons. The record is from RefSeq and is a predicted model, not a curated record. Lineage: Eukaryota; Metazoa; Chordata; Actinopteri; Cypriniformes; Leuciscidae.
UAUAGUAACUUCGUCAUGCGCUCGCUUGCUGGACUGAUCGCUGUAAUAGUAACGGCUACAUUUUACCUUUAUCUACUCUCCUCUUAUCUCCCCCCUGGACCCCAGCUGCCUAAACAGGACCAUGAAGGAGACACGGCAAAAUCUAAUGGUGAAGACAACCAAAAUGAAAUGGAGACUGCAGCCUCCAGGUUGAAGUUCCCAUCAGACCUGGAUGAGCUGAAAGAGAUGGCAGAGCUGUUGCAGUUUUAUAAAACAGAGUACACAGGAUAUGUGCUGUUACUCUUUUGCAGUGCCUACCUCUACAAGCAGGCUUUUGCCAUACCCGGUUCCUCUUUUUUAAACAUCUUGGCUGGGGCCUUGUUUGGGACGUGGUAUGGUCUUCUUCUCGCCUGUGUCCUAACCACAGUAGGUGCCACUCUCUGUUUCCUCCUGUCCCAGGCGUUUGGCAAGGAGCACAUUGUGAGACUGUUCCCUGACAAGGUGGCCAUGCUGCAGAAGAAGGUCGAGGAAAACCGAAGUAGCUUGUUCUUUUUCCUACUGUUCCUGAGAUUCUUUCCCAUGAGUCCAAACUGGUUCUUAAACAUGACCUCCCCAAUACUUAAUAUUCCUGUCACUCUUUUCUUCAUGGCUGUCUUCAUUGGCCUGAUGCCAUACAACUUCAUCUGCGUCCAGACGGGAUCAAUGCUGUCUCAUAUCUCCUCUCUGGAUGACUUGUUCUCCUGGAGUGUGUUGUUGAAACUGCUCCUUAUUGCUUGUGUCGCCCUGCUGCCUGGAGCUCUGAUCCGUAAAUACAGCACUCGGCAUCUCCACCUGGACGGCCUUGAAACAAAUGGACUCAGGCAAGACAAGAAGAACAGAUAAGGGACAGUGUGGGGUCAUUGAUCUGAUCCUACUUAGUCACUUUGUGGGUGGCUACUAUUUGGAUUCAAAGUGUGUUUUUGUUUUUUGUGGCCUAACGUGUUUAAAAAUGGAAGUGCAAUUUUUACAUUCUUUACUUGGAAAGCUGCUGGGUCUUUUUUGGCACAGGUUGUAAUGUAUGUGAGAGAAAGGACCUUUUUGGUGCCAUUUUGGGAUGUUCUGUUGGUCUUUUGUGGUUUAAAAGACAUGGAAUCUUGCAGCAAAGUAUAUGUAUUUGAGGUAUUUAAUGCAGACUGUAAUAUGGAUGUUGUGGAUUUUGGUUGUGGGUUACUGUUGUGGAAAUUUCACAUUAGCCUUAAAAAGUGAACUACCUCACUGAGUGGGAAAAUAUUUAAUAUUUUAACAUGUUGGAGGAGUACUUGUAAAUAUUAAAAUGGAACAUCAAGCUGUAAAUAUUCACUAUGGGUUUUUUUCUACAUGGAAAGGCAGACAUUCAAUAUGUGAAGUCAUGUCCGGUCACCGAAAGCCCAUCCAACUUGGUAGUGUUUAAAUGGUAUGUGCCAGUGCCAUUAGCAACGCUGUGAGCAGAAUGCAGUAUUUUCAUUUACCAAACACCCCAUUCAUGUGAGUAAAGCUGUUUAUGAUGUGAUCAAUCAUCUGACAAUAAACUCAUUCCAUUA